AUCUAGUUAAACGACGCCAUUUUUCAUGUUGUUCGAGAAUGAAUUGUCGUCUAAUGACGAAUUAUCUAUAAAUCUCCAAAGCGAAUGCUUAAGAUGGCAAAGAUUAAAGGGAGAAUUAAAUGAUGCGGAAUUCCUAUCAUUUCUCUUGAACAUGUACGAAACUUUCAAGAAGGACACAACAAUCAUUGAUAUAAAUGAAGAUAUGGGAGGAAAUAUGUCGAAAUCAAUAGAAAAACAUUCAAGAAAACCAGUAAUAAAAAAAAAUUUAAGAGACAUUUAUCAAAAGUCAGAACUUUCUCAUAAUGAAUUGGAUAUCUCUUCUUACAGCGGAAAAUUACAGAAAAUAUUGGAUACAAAAAAGACUAGCAUUCAUAAUAUAUCAGUAUUUCGAUGCGAUCUCUGUAGUUUUGCCAAUCUCAAUAAAUCUGAAUUUGAGAAACAUUUACAAGAAUCAAAUCAUCAUUUAACAAGCGUUGAAGACUUUAAUUGUAGAAAUUUUAAAGUCACGUGUAAUAUUUGUAAUAUUGGAUGUUUUAAUGAGAGAACACUUGUUGCCCAUAAACGUAGAAAACACGAAUCUUUGGAAUUUAGAUGUUCUUACGAAGAUUGUAAAUUCGUCUCUAAGCAUAAAGAUUCGUUAAAAGCUCACUUGAACUUUCAACACGGGGAUAAGAAUAAAUAUGUUUGCUCGUUCUGUGCAAAAGGAUUUAAAAGACCAGAUCAUCUGAGAUUGCACGAAAAAACUCAUGAACUUAGGGACUCAUCGGAAGAAGACAACCGCACCGAAGGAACUCGGACACAGCAAACUAAAUGUAAUAUAUGUGACGCAAUCUGUAAAUCUGAACUGCAUAGAAUUAUACAUGAGAAAUCUAUGCAUUCUCUUAUGCCGUUCCAAGGCUAUUACGUUUGUCCAAAAUAUCCAGCUUGUCAAUUUAAAAGUGAAAUGGAAUCGUCAGUCGUUUCACACGCUAGAAUCAAGUGCUCUAGAAGAGAAGGGGUGCUGAAAUUUAAAUGUAGAUAUUGUUCGAAAUUGUGCAGUAGCUAUAGCGCAAGAUUCUCUCACGAAAAACGGCAUUUGAGAAAAAAAGAUCACAAAUGCGAUUUAUGUCUGAGAGCUUUCCUAACCACUACAGAGCUAACUAGUCACAAGAAGAGUGUUCAUAGUGAUGUUAGACCUAUACCGUGUAAAAUUUGCAAUCAGACUUUUAAGAAAAGAUUCAAUCUUAGACGUCACAUGCUAAAGCAUACUGGCGAGAAGCCUCAUAAGUGCAUAAUUUGUUCGGUUGCCUAUGCCGACUCAACUACUUUAAAGAAGCAUUGGGAAAAAGAACAUAAUAUUGUCGACGUCAGCUGUCUUAAAGAUAAAGAAGAGGUCUUAACAAUUUCUCAAGACUUUUAG
This is a messenger RNA of Dimorphilus gyrociliatus, 1399 nucleotides long. The record is from the annotation of a GenBank genome assembly. NCBI's taxonomy places the organism in Eukaryota, Metazoa, Annelida, Polychaeta, Dinophilidae.